Messenger RNA from Drosophila kikkawai, 5877 nucleotides. RefSeq names its product serpent (gene srp). Lineage: Eukaryota; Metazoa; Arthropoda; Insecta; Diptera; Drosophilidae. Gene Ontology annotation, molecular function: zinc ion binding; RNA polymerase II cis-regulatory region sequence-specific DNA binding; DNA-binding transcription factor activity, RNA polymerase II-specific. The record is from RefSeq and is a predicted model, not a curated record. Gene Ontology annotation, biological process: negative regulation of transcription by RNA polymerase II; positive regulation of transcription by RNA polymerase II; cell fate commitment.
GUAGGUCGGAGCUCGGAUGUGGAUGCGGGUCCAGUCGAGUCCGUUCCGACACGUUACGGUGCGGUCCGGUAUCCGUGGGGCGUGGCCGGCAAUAAUCACUGUGAUCUCUCCGUAUCUCCCUCUCGCUGGGCGUGAAACCAAAGAAAAUCCAAUGAAAAAAAUGAAAUAAAUCGGAAAAGCGGUAGGAAAGUUGCGCCGGCGCAUGGAAAAUCCUUUAAAUGUGUUUACCCACCAAAAGCGGCGUGAGUUUAACCAACACAAUGGGUUGAGAGAUGGGCCAAGCCGGGCGCCCGGGAAGUUCCCCGUUCCCGUUUCCGUUCCCGGAGCGGACUCACCGCCCCCGAAAGAGUUGCAAUCCGGCGGCGUGACCUGUGUGACACUUUCAUUUGGCGGGUUGACGCCCACUUGAGGUCGAAAUCGAAAUUUAACGGAUGCUUAGUGCGGCAGCCAGAUGCCCCGGCCUCCGAGCCGGAUUUCGGUCAUCAUUGCGGUAAGCCAUAUGUGCCGAACGCCCCUCAUAAUGAGCGCAGCGAGAUCACUGUGGCUCUCGGAAUAUGGAAUAGGGAAUCCAGACAGCUCCAUGUAUUUGUGUGCUGGCAAUUGCCAGCCAACCACAACAACAGCAGCCACAACAACACCAAUCGAGCAACAGUUCAGGCCGCAACAACAACCAUCCGGCAUGGCCUCUGCUUCGGCCUGCCCCACGCCUGUCCGCCCCCUUCCUGGCCAGCGCUUGUUGUUGUUGCUGUGUGUUGAGAGGCGUAGCUAAAAACUGGCAACCAGCGGCGAGGGACAUGAGCCAGAGCGAGAGGCAGCGAGCACCAGUAGGCAAAGGCAAGCGUGCGAUAAGGUUAGCUACAGCAGAAGCAGACCCAAAGCCGACCGCGCAGGAGAGUAGGGGGAGAGUGGGCUUAAAGAGAGAGAUAUAGAGAGUGGGGAGAGCCCCCAAAGAGAGAGGGAGAGCUUUGGGGACCGGGAGAGCUCCCCAGCAUUUGAAUUUGAAGCUGUACAUGAUGAUUAUGAUUGUGAGCGGCGCUUGUGUAACGGCAUGUGGAGCACAACUGUAAUCGCCUGAAUGGGGAGAGCGGUACAGAGUGGGAGAGGAUGCGCCCUGGGAUUUGUUCUCGUUUGCGUGCAGUGUGUGCGGGAAUCUAAAAAACAUUUUUACGAUUUUAUUAUAUUUUGUUGUUCCGUAUUUCGAAAUUUAAAGCGCACGCCGCCGCGCUCGUCGAUCGCUCAAAUCAAAUCGCCUCAGUUUGUUUAAAAAACGCGCCGGACACGGACACGUACGUGGAUUGCGGCGGAUAAUCCCGGAGAAUCGAUUGAAUCGGAAUCGGAGUCGGCAUCGUAGUAAAGUGCACCUAACAGGGUGGUUCGUGCAUUGCCAGUGGCUUGCAAGUAUGACCAAGACCAGUAAGCCCAAGGACAAGGGGCCCAAAGCAGGGGGGAAUCUUCUGAAGAAGGCGGCCGAUAUGAAGAUCCUCACGGCCAAGUCCAACAAUAACAACAAGCAUCAGCAACAGGCCAAGCAGCAAGGACGAACAACAGCGGCAACUGCUCAGGCAGCAGGAUCAGCCACAGGCGCGAAAGAGACGGCACUUGCGAUCGUAACGGAGGCUCAGCCCGAGGCAGCGACGCAGGCAGCGAGCGGGGCAGCGACGCCAGCAGAGCCACAGGCAGAGUCAGCAGCAACGACGACGGCGAAUUUAUCGUUACUUGAGACUCGUUCGCAGGCUCACACAGCAGUUGACAGCGAAACGAAGCAGUCGGUUGACGCCACAGCACCAGCCACAGAAACAGCAAUAGAUUCCGGAGCGGCAAUCAGUGACGAUCGAAGUGUGAUAAAUCCUAAUCAGCCGGAGAACGACGCGAGUGAAAGUGUUGAUAAUAAAAUCAAAGUGAUCAAUUAUGCGCAUCAGCAGGCAGAGGAGCAGCAACACCACCAGAUAUACGAGCAACAGCAGUUCCUCAACCAGCAACUUCUAAGCCAACAGGAGCAGCAGCAGCAACAGCAGCAACAUCAGCUGGUCCAGGAGCAGCAGCAGCAGCAGCAGCAACAGCAUCAGGCUCAUCCGGCAGCCAGUUGGCUGGCCUACGAUCUGACCAGCGGUUCAGCGGCAGCAGCGGCGGUGGCAGCAGCAGCGGGAGCCGGAGCAGGAGCGGUAUCGGUACCAGGAGCGGACAAGCCGGACCUGUACGCCUUGGCCGCCUCGCACCACUUUUUCGGCCACUUGUCCCACUAUCCGUCAAGUCACCCGCCCGCACAGCUCUACGAGCAUUACGCCGCCAGCACGGAUCCCAUAAUGCGGAACAACUUUGCGCUGUACAGCUUCUACGGAGGUGGCGGCGGCGGUGGAGGGGGAGGCGUUAGUGAUCCCAGUCAUGAGUCCCUGCCCCAGCAUGUGGUGGCAGCAGCCCAGGCGGCGGCAGCGGCAGCAGCAGCCGCCCAGAGCUCCACGCCCAACAUCGACGAAGUGAUCCAGGACACGCUCAAGGACGAGUGCUUCGACGAUGGACACAGCAGUAACUACCAUGUGCUGACCUCCGUCUCCGACCUGCACACACUUAAGGAGGCCAGUCCAGUGUCCGGGAUUGCCUAUGCGCUGACCCACGACCAGAUCAUGCAGCAACAGCAGCAGCAACUGCACCAUCAUCACCAGCAGCAGCAACAGCACCAGCAUCAGCAGCAGCAACUCUUCCACCAACAACAGCAGCAUCAGCACAACAACUCCGCCAGCUCCGUGGGAGGCGAUUCGCCCUCUUCCUCGCAUGCGCUAUCCUCGCUGCAGAGCUUCACCCAGCUGACCAGCGCCACCCACCGCGACAGUCUCUCGCCGGCGGAGCACGGCGGCUACUUCGGGGCGACGCAGCUGAGCCCCAGCAUGCAGAACAGCUCUGUCUACGCGGGUCCUUUGCUCACCCAAGCGGCCAAUGGCAUGCAGUACGGGAUGCAGUCGCCCAACCACAAUCACGCCCAUCUGCAGCAGCAGCAUCACCAGCAGCAGCAACAUCAGCAUCACCAGCAACAUCAGCAUCAGCACCACCAGCACCAGCACAACUCCAGCAGCAGCAGUCCCGGGCCAGUGGGUCUGCUCCACUCGAGCUCUUCGGCGGCAGCAGCAGUAGCAGCGGCCACGGCGGCGGUCAAUGGCCACAACAGCUCCUUGGAGGAUGGCUACGGAUCACCGAGGAGCAGCCACAGCGGGGGCGGAGGCAGUGGUAAUGGCAGUGGAGGCACCUUACCCGGCUUCCAGCGCAUCGUGCCCAGCAGCAGUGGAUAUGGCAGCAGCGUGGCCAAUGGGCCAGUCAGUGGCGCCGAUCGUUACGCUCCGCUGGCCAAUUACCGCGGUCAGAACGAUGGCUGGUUUGAUCCCCUCAGUUACUCUCAGGCAGCUGGACAGGGCCAGCUGGGCGUUGGAGCCGGAGUGGUCACCAAUGUGAUACGAAACGGACGAGCCAUCUCGGCGGCCAAUGCAGCAGCCGCAGCGGCUGCGGACGGGAGCACGGGUCGCGUCGAUCCGGGCUCCUUCCUGUCCGCCUCGGCAUCGCUCUCAGCAAUGGCCGCUGAAUCAGGCGGGGAUUUCUAUAAGAACUACUCAUUUAAUGUGGCCGGCGGUGGCCGUAGUAAGGCCAGCACGAGCGCCGCCAGCUCGCAGGCCUCCGGCUCCUGUCCAGCCUCGGGUGCGACCUCGGCAACGGCGGCUGCGGCGUCGGGAACGGGAGCGGGAACGACUGCAGCCACAACGCUCGACGAGCAUGUUAGUCGCGCCAAUUCGAGACGCUUGAGUGCCACAAAGCGAGCCGGACUGUCCUGCUCCAAUUGCCUCACCACCUACACGUCGCUGUGGCGACGCAAUCCCGCCGGGGAGCCCGUGUGCAAUGCCUGCGGUCUGUACUUUAAGCUGCACAGCGUGGCCAGACCUUUGACCAUGAAGAAGGACACCAUACAGAAACGCAAGCGCAAGCCUAAGGGUACCAAGGGCGAAAAGUCCAAGUCCAAGAUGAAGAGCGCCCUGAACUCCACGCUGGAGAGUGGCUCCUUGUCGGUCAAUUGCCACAAUGUUGGCCUGGGAAUGGACAGCAGCCAGAUGGAUGUGAAUGAUGAUAUGAAACCACAGACAGAAAUGAAACCAUACAUGCCAUACUCAUCGCAGCAGCAGCAGCAACUUCAGCAGCAGCAGCAGCAACUCCAGCAGCAGCAGCAGCUGCUGGCUGAUCAGCACUCAUCGGCGGCCAGCUCGCCUCAUAGCAUGGCAUCCUCAUUAUCGCCCUCAGCCACAUCACAUCAGACGCAUUCGCUCCAGCAUCAGCAGCAGCUCUGCUCCGGACUGGACAUGUCGCCCACUUCGUCCUACCAAAUGUCACCCAUCAACAUGCAGCAGCAACAUCAUCAUCAUCAGCAGCAGCAAUCCUGCACGCCCGGCACGCCCACUUCCAUCUACAACGCAUCCUCUCCCACACAUAAUCUUCACAAUAACAACAAUAACACGCUAUUCAACAACAACAACAACCAUAGUAGUAAUGAGAAUAACAACAAACUCAUACAGAAAUAUCUGCAAGCUCAGCAGCUGAGCAGCGGGACCGGGAACGGGAGCGGGAGCAGCGAGCAUCAGCUGCUGGCGCACCUCAUGCCGAGCUCGAUUACGGCGGCAGCAGCAGCAGCGGCAGCGGCAGCGGCGGCGAUCAACACAAUCAAGUCGGAGGCCUUGUCGCUCACCUCGCAGGCACCAUCCUCCACGGUGGCGUCGUCGGCGGGAGUGGGCAACACGUCAACACCGACCACGGCAUCGAGCACAUUAUCCUCGCUGAGCCUCAACAACAGCAUCAGCAGCAACAGCAUUAUUAGCCUGCAGAAUCCCUAUCACCAGCUGGGACUCGGUCAGGCGGCGAUGCCGCUGUGUAAGCCGGGACACGGCUCACCGCCCUACUACCUGACGGCGGAGGAGGACGAGCAGCCGGCUCUAAUCAAGCAGGAGCAGAUUGAUCAACAGCAUCACCAACACAACCAUCAGCAGCAACAGCACGGAGAGCUAAUGCUCAACCGAUCAACCUCGCUGGACGAGCACUACGAGCUGGCCGCCUUCCAGAGGCAGCAGCAGCAGCAGCACCUCCAGCAGCAGCAGAUGGGACACCAUGACCAGCAUGUGGCCGCCACCAACUAUGCCAUGCACGCUGCACAGCAGCAGCUGCAGGAGAUGGAGCGCAAGUUUGGCGUGGAGCGGGAAACGGUGGUUAAGAUGGAGUAGGCCACGCUGCACAAGGAGGCUGCGAGAGCUGCCCUGCACCAGGACCAAAGAAACUGCUGUUACAUCAUAAAUCUCAUAGCUCCAAAGAAUUUAUAGCCCUUAGUCUCGCACGUAUACCAAGGGAGGCGUUCUCCAAGAACCAACCGCCGCCAAUCAAAAACUCUAUUACAUCAUUAUCUGUACAUAGCGCCUAAGCAAGUUGAUUGACAUUUCCACUUUUGGCGAAGUACGAAUCCGCCUACUACUCGAAAAUUUGUUAUUUAAAAACUAGUUUAAUUCUUAGCACAAUGCUAGCUAGCAUCAAAAAGCGAUUCGAUCCCUAGAUUAGUCCAAAUUUGUUAUCCAAUCGAAUACCCUUUGAGAUUUCCCACAAUCAAAUUCCACCUAGAUAUUAGCUUUUACUGUUAGUUAAGCCAGCAAACAAAGACAAAAGACACACAAAAAUCCAAAAGCAAAAACAAAAACAAUCGAAGUAACCAACAAUCUCAUGCAAUUUAGUUAGUAAUUUAUAUAUUUUUUAUACCAUUAUCGAUAUAAAUAUUUAAAGCAAUUUAAGUUUUAGCCUCUUACAUUCUCUUUUUGCAAUAUUAAUUUUAUUUCUUUUGAACAAAUAAAUGACGACUGUCACAUA